UACCUGCUGGCUAGUUAACUUAGCUAGCAACCUUACCUAACAGUCACUACUGUUGAAGAAUAAUGAAAUGAAUGAGAGACAAAAUGAUAUUACGUUGUCUUCCGCUAAAUUUUCUGUUAUAUUUGAGAGGGAAGAUGACGUCCGUCCGUUUGUUUUUGGUAUUAUAGCUGUUAUAACGUUUCGCUGAGUCCAUUUUGCGUGUAUCUGGAAGUGGAAAAGACAAAGAGAAAAGAGCUUUCCAGUAGCUAGAAUGGUUUGGGCCUAAAUAGAAGAUAAGAGCAACAUGAACCGUGAGGACCGGAAUGUGCUCCGAAUGAAAGAAAGAGAAAGGCGAAAUCAAGAAAUCCAACAGGGAGGAGGAGAGGCCUUUCCAGCAAAUUCCCCUCUCUUUCCUGAGCCCUACAAAGUUUCCAGCAAGGAAGAUAAACUGUCCAGCCGUAUUCAAAGCAUGCUGGGCAAUUACGACGAGAUGAAAGAGCCAAUUGGAGGUGACACCAUCCCAAAACUUAGUUGUAAACCCUCCAGUAGUUCAUCUUCUUCUGAGGACAAAUCAGGCCAGUCCUUGUUCGGCGGGGACCAGCGUGGCGUAGGUAGCGGUGGCAGCAGCCAGAGCAGUAAGUGGACGCCUGUUGGCACCCCAGCAGGGACCUCUUCAUCUCAGUCCCAGAAACGCUCAGGCCUCCAGGGCGGGCACGGCAGCCAGAGGGGCAACGGAGGCAGCAGUAGCGGCAGCAGCAGCAGUAGCCAAAGACACGGAGGAGAGGCGCGGGAAAAGAAGUCAAGCAAGCACAGCGUGGGGUCAGAGCACUCAAAGUCCCACACCUCCAGCCCAGCCAAAGGCUCGCUGAACUCCUCCAGCAGCAGUAGCCACUCUCGGGGCUCCUUGUCUGCCGAGCAGCAUCACGGCAAGGAGCAGCGCUACCGCUCCAAGUCCCCCCGAGAUAGAGAGGCCAAUUGGGACUCGCCCUCGCGGGUUCACACCUCCUUCCCCAGUGGACAGCACUCCAGUCAGGCCUUCCCCCCGUCUCUCAUGUCCAAGCCCGGCUCCAUGCUGCAGAAGCCAACUGCCUACGUUCGGCCUAUGGACGGCCAAGAAACGGCAGAGCCCAAGAGCUCGCAAGCAGAAAGUUAUAGCGGACAGUCUCACAGCAGCACCAUGGGAGAGAUGAAGUCCAAUGGCAAGGCUUCGCUCUCCAAGCUCAAGAUACCCUCACAGCCAGUAGAGGGCUCCGGUGAUGCCAACUGUGUAGAUGAGAUUUUAAAGGAAAUGACUCAGUCAUGGCCCCCUCCGUUGACAGCCAUUCACACCCCCUGCAAGACAGAGCCCUCCAAGUUUCCAUUCCCCACUAAGGAUUCUCAGCACUCAGGUUUUCCAAGUGGUCACAAGAGAUGCAGCUCAUCCAAGAGCUCCAGCAGCCACCAGUCCAAGGCCUGUGAUGACCAGCCCAAUAUGCUGGAGGAUGACUUGAAACUAAGCAGCAGUGAAGACAGUGACGGAGAACAGGACCAAGCCAAGAACCCCUCCAGGAACGCAUCAGCAAGUAACAAUAGUAAUAACAGCGAGGGUGCUGACCAUUCAAGAGAUGACUCCAGCAGCCGCAGUGGCUCAGAGAGCAGCUCAGGCUCCGACAGUGAGAGCGAAAGCAGUUCGACAGACAGUGAGGCCAACGAGCACCCACGGCCUGCCUCUCCUGAACCUGAGCAGCCCAUGGCCAACAAGUGGCAGCUGGAUAACUGGUUCAAGAAGGCCAAGCAGUUCUCUCCAGCGUCCCCAGUGGACAACAACAAUGUUCCGCCCAAAUACAAGAAGGAGGGCCGAGAUAACAGCUCAGGACGGGGCUACAGUGGCCAGGGAGGGGGGCUGAAAGACUCUGGGGCACCUACACCAAGCAGAGACCUACGGGCAGCGCAAAAGGGUGCAGAGAGUGGCCGUGGUCGGCAGAAAUCCCCAGCCCAGAGUGAGGGUGGCACAGGCCAGAGAAGGACUGUGGGCAAAAAACAGCCUAAAAAGUCUGAGAAGCCUCCAGUGGUGGAGGAGCCCAAAGGAGGUCUGAGAGUAGAGAGUGAACCAGCUCCAGAGAUAACACCCCACCGGCCCAAAGCUGCUACAAAGGGUUCACGCAAACCAAGCAUAAAAAAAGAGCCCAAGUCCUCUCCAAGGCCCACUGCUGCUGCCACCACUGCCGCUGCAGACAAGCGCAAGGCCAAGGCACCCACUAAGACUUCCCAGAAGUCUCGUGAGUUUGUUGAAACGGACUCCUCUUCAUCAGAGUCUGAGGAGAAUGACAGCAUUCCUUCCUCGUCGCAGACACCUAAGUACACAGAGAGCAUCAGGACUCCUGUAUGUGUGUUCUCUCCAAUGGAAGAGAAGGAGCUGCUGUCUCCGCUUAGUGACCCUGAAGAGCGCUACCCUGCCAGGCAGGCACAGCAGCAGGUUUUGCUGGUGAAGAUAGACCUUAGUCUGCUGUCUAGGAUCCCAGGACGGCCCUACAAGGACCCUGUAGAGAUCAAAGUGGAGAGGGACGACUCCCUAGACAGGGACAGCAAAGACUUCAGCAAGCAGAGCUCCGAGAAGAGCUCUAGCAAGGGAAAGAGGAAACACAAGAAUGAUGAUGAGAGCACCAAGUCUGACAGUAAGCGGUCCAAGCUAGAGGAUAAGUCCUUAUCUCAUCACAAAAACAGCAGUAAAGAGUCUAAGAGAUCUUUGGAGAAGAAAGAGGAGCCAGUCCCUUCUCCUUCCAUGUCAGGUCUUCAACGGACGCCCAAGGCAGAGCAUCAGAGCCGAAAGCGGACAGUCAGCCAGUCGUCCACCUCUCUGUCCAGUGGGGCCGGCAGUGGUAAGGAGGGAGGCCACAGCACCAAGGGCAACUCCACCUCCAAACACAGGAAAGGAGAGGACAAGGGACGUAGCACCCGUGAUGGCAAGGAGAAAUCCUCAAAGGGCUGUGAUAACCAGCUGGCCGUGCCUCCACUCUCCACAGACGGCUCCAAGUCUCAGAGAUCCAAGCUGGUGUUUGAGGACAGGGUCCAUUCAGCAGAUCAUUACUUACAAGAGGCCAAGAAACUCAAACACAAUGCUGAUGCACUGUUGGACCGUUUUGAGAAGGCGGUAUACUACUUGGAUGCUGUGUUGUCUUUUAUUGAAUGUGGUAAUGCCCUGGAAAAGAGUGCCCAAGAGGCCAAGUCUCCUUUCCCUAUGUACGCCGAGACUGUGGAGCUCAUCAAAUACACUAUGAAGUUAAAAAGCUACAUGGCCCCUGAUGCUACUUCAGCAGACAAGAGGCUAGCUGUCCUGUGCCUGCGAUGCCAGUCCCUCCUUUACCUACGAUUGUUCAAGCUGAGGAAAGAGAGUGCCCUGAAGUACUCGAAAACACUCACUGAACAUUUAAAGAAUUCUCUGAGUAACACCCAGGCUCCCUCUCCUGGAAUGGGAAACAAGGCAGCCGGUAUGCCCUCUCCGGUGUCUCCCAAACUGUCGCCGGGCACGGCUGGUGGCUACUCAUCAGGCAGCAGCAGCAGCAGCGGCAGUUCAUCUGUGACCAUACCUCAGCGUAUCCACCAGAUGGCGGCCAGCUACGUCCAGGUCACCUCCAACUUCCUGUACGCCAACGAGGUCUGGGACCAGGCUGAGCAACUAUCCAAGGAACAGAAAGAGUUCUUUUUGGAGUUGGACAAGGUGAUGGGUCCUCUGAUCUUCAACACCAGCAGCAUGACAGAACUGGUGCGCUACACACGGCAGGGCCUCCACUGGCUGCGCCUGGACGCAAAGCCUAUUCCCUAGCGAGGGCUCGUUCCCUGCAGGCUGCUUCCACAUACACUCACACCUCAGCCACUUGCAUUCAGCAACAUGUGCUCAGAGACACACGUGCAUGCCAGGGUGCAUGCACUCACAUACAGACACGUGCGCUCAAACACACACACACACACACACACACACACACACACACACACACACACACACAUACAUACAUAUGUACUGUAUGCACACACAGUUCACCUCUGGUCCUCCACGUACACACUUGUGAUGAACUUCUCAGACAUAUCUCCAACACUGUGUCCAUUUUUCUACACCAGCUUGCCAAAAACACUGAGCAAUUUGGAACAUCUUACACCUGCAGCAAGACCACACAGGGGAAGCAUCCUAUAACUGCAGCCCAGGAUAAUAAUAAUAAUAAAAAAGCUUAUUUCCAUGCUACAUAUACUGGCAUUCUUACACAUAUCUUUGGCUUGUGACAGAAGGCCAUGUUUCUAUCUAUUUGGCAUUGAAGCAUUUUGCGAAUUAUUUUCGAAUACACUAAAAAUGUGGUUUGGUUUAUAGGCUACUUUGGCUUCUAACUUUUGUUCUCAUUUGUUUUACCAAAGUACCUCCCUUAAACACCAAAGGUGCUUUAAAAUGAAGGUUUCUCUUUAUCUUUUUUGUGCCUUGUAUGUGAGCUACAGGAAAAAUGAAUGAUCAUCCAUCAUGUCUGAAUGAUUUUUGUCAUCUUUCUUUUCCAUCUCUCUCUUUUUUUUGUUAGGGCUACAAUCAUUGUUUUAUGCAUUUAAACACCAUUUUGAAUAGCUAAAGGAAGCUGGCAACAAUUAUGUUCAUACAGCAGUCCUAUUUCACACACGUUGGACAUUUUGUGUAUAAUUGCAACAAAGAUGGUGUUAGCGCAGUCUUGGCCUCCACUAAGCUGGCUCGCUCACACCAUCUUGUUUUAUCUUUCCUUCAAAGUCUCUAGGAACUGGAGUUUGAUCAUGGAACAGGCCAAGGAUUGUAGGAAGGGCUAGUGUGCGCACCUGAUAGAUACUUCUGACACACACGUGUUUGUAAAUGUUCAUCUUGGCUGGUAUAUCAAUCAAAAUCUUAGUUGUAACAGUGUCUGUUUGUAGAAAACAGGCACUUUGAGAGAUUUGCUUUUUCUCUGAGGCUCGAGACAUUUGAGUUUCUUCCUUUGAGAUGUUAUUACUAGCUACAUUGUUGUCCAUUGAGAAAUUUCCUUGAGGAAAGGUAACUUCCAAACACGGUGUUAUUGUUCUGUUGAUCUGUCCUUGAUGUGUGCACAAGGGUUGCUCAUAGUGUAUUUUUCUAAGGAACAGCAGGGUGUGUCUAAGUAUUGAAAAUCGUACCCAUGUAUACAAUGCAGUUAUUUACAGUGCAGUUUAUAACAACUGGGCCUGUGUGACAACAAAACGGGAAGGCUGGCCCCCAAAAACGCAAAUCCAACCAAGCGGAAAGAUGUAGGUAAAUAUGUUCUGUAGAGUAGCAAACUCAUCAGUGAUACAGAUUAGCAGUGUUGCAUUUAUAGAUCAAAGAACUUUAAAUCUAUGAUUAUAUAUUCCAAAUAAGAAUUAAAACGGCCAAUAUAGAUUUUAUUUAUGUACCAAGCAGUUUUCUUUUUCUUCUGGCAAAAGUUAUAACUUUUCAAAUGCAUAGGUUUAAAACAGGGUUGAACAGGGAUAAGAUGCAAAGUAUUUGUAUAUGUAUUUGUUCUUAUUUAAAUGUUAAAAAAAAAAAAAAGUAGCUCCUUGAUUCUCUACCUAGUGUAGUCAUACUUGUAUUACAAGAAGUAUAUAACAAAUACAUCAACUAGUCGUCUAUAUUUAUAUGGCACAGCAGGCCGGGUAGAGACAACAGAGUAACUGUGUAUGCCAGCUGUCCAGAUGUGAACCGUUUCAAUUGGUUGUUCUGAAUUAUUGUUUUGUCAUCAAGACAAACGUGGACAGCAGUGCUUUUGAACCAAGAAGUUAACAUUUCGCAAGGGAGUUAGAAGUUUAGGUGUUUGGCCGAUGGUCAGCGAUGUGAAGGACUGUCCUGUUUUUUUAGCCCAAUUCCUAUAAAAUCAUGCUGGAAACAUAUAAGCCAGGCCUGGGCCAAAUAUUAAUUGACACUAUUUUUAUUUUAUUUCGUUGGCAGAUGCCUGUGGGUUCGGUUUGCCAAAUAUGACGAGAAAAAAGUGCCGGGAAGUUUAGACAAUCACAGGGAAGUAUUUUAAACUCAGUUUGGCGUACUUUUCUCGGUCGACACUUUACCCAGUACUUUUUUCACUGCAAGGUAAAAACAGCUUUUUUCGGAAAUACUAUUUGACCCAGGUUUGUUUAUUAUUUUUUUCCUCAUCGGCUCCCUGGCCUUUUUGUAGGAGGGGAUACUGUUAUUUCCUCUUGCACUUGAAAGACUGACAGUCAGAAGAGGUAUUAUUUUAAUCUAUGCAGGAUUUUUACAAAAAAAAAAAGGAUCUGUUUCUGAAAAAUCCAUAUUUAAUUUUUACGCUCGGGAUUUUUCCCCCACUUUUGUUUCCGUCUCAGAAAGAAACCUGUUCGACUCAAGUGUCCAAUGCCUUUAGCUUUUGCAAUUUUGUGUACUGGUUUAGUAUAUAUGUAUAUAUAGGUCUGUUUUUAUAACUAAACACGGAUGGCUUGAGCCAUUUUGUACUUAAAAGCUGGAGGCCACUUUUCUCAUAGGAAUUCCUCUGGGUUUUGCCAGCCCACUCAAUGUCUUCAUACACUGGUACACUUUGUAAGUACAGGUCUGCGCCUCGUGUUCCCUACGCUAUCUAAAAGUCAAAUGUGCAAAUUUAGCAUUAGGGUAAUUUGUAACAGUUUGCUACUCACAUUUAUUUAUUUUUCUGCCCCUUUGCUUAAUGUUUUUUUUUUUUUUCCUCUUCUGUUUUGCCUUUCUAUGGAACACCAUUUUCUGAAAUAGGAAGAUGUUAAUGUAUUGGGGUUGUUCACGAUGAGAUUUCAUUGUAAGUAGUGAUUAAUAUUAAUUCUAACUUGAAAGAAUCCAGGGUAAGAUGAUUUUUUUUUUUUUUUUUGGACAUUCAGUAGAAAGAUGUUAACACUUGCAUGUUUCUAUUUAAAAGCAAAUGUAUAAAUUGUAAAUAGAACAUUUCUUUAAGGGUGAAUUUCUACUACAGUUUGACAUUUUUAUUGAAAUUUAAAAAUGUUGUAAAUACAUUUGUGAGAUACUUUAUGCACAUUUUUUUUUCUUUCUUUCUCUGUGAGCUUUUGCGUUCUCCUCUUCUCUUCCAGGCUGUUACGGAUGACACCCUAGUCUCUUAACACUGUAUAUCAAAUUGUUUCAUCACUCAUUUUGUUUCCGUGCUCGUAUGCUUUUGUCUUCUGCUCCACUGUCUGUCAAUAUCAUGGUCGCCACAUAAUCAUGUCUCUUGAUCCAAGUGCGAAUAUUUUGUCUUCUCUGUAUUUAAUAUGGAGACGUGUAAAUUCAUGAAAUGUAUAUUGUUGAUCUCAUGGGAUGGAUGGAUGGAUGGAUGGAUGGAUGGAUGGGUGGGUGGAUGGAUGGAUGCGUGGGGCAAAGUGUGUACAGUCAGUUGUGUAAAAUCCCAUCUGUCUCUACCUGGCGAGAAAGACGUAUUUACUAUGUGUCCCUUUUGAACAAUUGGUCCAACAUGUCUUUUGAAACAGAGGUAUUUCUCUAAGCGUCAAAACAGUUGUAGGAGUUUAUACAGUAUGUUGUACCACAUCUUUUUCUAAAAAGUCGUCUCAAAAGCGAGACCAGCAGCAUACACUAAGUACAAUAGUCUAAAUUGGGUUAGUUUUAAGAGAACCGAUGAUAGAGAUACUAUAUAUGAUGGAUGCAAUAUGAUUAAGUAAAGGUACUCAUUGAGUUUGGUCUUCAAACUUAGGUUAUCAUGUAAUUUAAAAGCAUUCUUGUGAAGUGAGUAUUAAUUGUUACUAAUGGGAGUCUGUCCUGAAUAUUCUUUGUAUUUUGCCGUAUUGAGAAUAAAAUAUAUAUGGUUAUGUUUAAA
Messenger RNA from Myripristis murdjan (pinecone soldierfish), 7751 nucleotides. RefSeq names its product AF4/FMR2 family, member 4 (gene aff4). The record is from RefSeq and is a predicted model, not a curated record. Gene Ontology annotation, cellular component: super elongation complex; nucleus. Lineage: Eukaryota; Metazoa; Chordata; Actinopteri; Holocentriformes; Holocentridae. The transcript has 21 exons. The coding region runs from base 284 to 3781 and encodes 1165 amino acids. Gene Ontology annotation, biological process: regulation of gene expression.